UGCACAGGGCGGGUCUGAGGCUCGGCGACGCCGCCGGGAGGACCCGCGCCAGGGCCGGGACAGGGACCGCUGUCCCCGCGUCCCCUCCUCUCCCGCCGCUCCCGGCCCCGCUCCGCCCCCAGAGUCCGAUGGCGGCGGCCGCGCGGAGGGAGCCGGCUCAGGGUAUGAACUUUGAGGAUGUGGCCGUUGACUUCUCCCAGGAGGAGUGGAGCCUCCUCGAUGAGGCUCAGAGAUUCCUGUUCUGUGAUGUGAUGCUGGAGAACUUUGGUCUUGUAGCAUCCCUGGGUUGUUGGCAUGGAACAGAAGAUGUGGACGCCCCUUCUGAGCAGAGUGUACCUGUAGAAGGAAAGUCACUGGUCAGGGCUUCUAAGGCAGAUCCAUCCACCAAGAAGACCCACUCCUGUGAGAUGUGUAUCCUAGUCUUGAAAGAUGUUUUGCACCAAGCUGAGCACCAAACAAUAUACCCUUUGCAGAAAUCAUACUUGAGUGGCACAUGGGUGAGAUGCCUCUGUUUCAGUACAAAUCUUCACCAGCAUCAGAAGCAUGGCAGUAGAGAGAAGCCCUGGAAAAGAGAUGUGACCAGGGCGUCGUUUGUGACAAGCUCUAACUUCUAUGUGUUAGGAGAGCCUUUCACCUGUAGGGAGGUUAGGGUGGACUUCCUGGCCACCUCAAGCCCUCUCCAACACCAGGACACUCCCAACAGUGAGGAGCCACACAAUGGCAAUAAGAGUGGGCAGGCCUUUCCCAGUGGAAAAAGUCAUUGGAAGUGGGGUAAAUAUGAGAAAGCUUCCAGCCACAAUGACACACUUGUUCAACAUGAGAAUGUCUGCUCUGGAGAAGAGCUUUCUGAGUGUAACAAAUGUGGGAAAGCUUUCAGCUGCAACUACAGAUUUGUUCAGCACCAGCAAAUUCACAAUGGACAAAGGCCAUAUGAGUGUAGUGUAUGUGGGAAAUUGUUUAGCGAAAUCUCUGGCCUGAUUAAACACCGGAGAAUUCACACUAGAGAAAGGACUUAUGAAUGCAGUGAAUGUGGAAAAGUCUUUAUCCACAAAUCCAAACUGAUUCACCACCAGAGACAGCAUGCUGGAGGAAAGCAUUAUGAGUGUGGUGAAUGUGGGAAAUCCUUUAGCUACAAAUCUCACCUCAUUGAACACUGGAGAGUUCACACUAGAGAAAGACCUUAUGAGUGUAGUGAAUGUGGCAAAUCUUUUAGCCAAAAAUCUAACCUCCUUAGACAUCAGAGAAUUCACAGUAGAGAAAGAGGUUAUGAGUGCAGUGAAUGUGGGAAGUCCUUCAGACAAAACUCUGGCCUUUCCCAACACCGGAGAAUUCACACUAGAGAAAGACUUUAUGAGUGCAGUGAAUGUGGGAAAUCCUUUACCUGCAAACAUGGCCUUACUCAACACCAGAGAAUUCAUACUGGCAGAAGUCCUUAUGAGUGCAGUGAAUGUGGGAAACCUUUUAGCUACAAAUCGUACCUCAUUCAACAUCAGAGAGUUCAUACUGGAAAAAGACCUUAUGAGUGUAGUGAAUGUGGCAAAUCUUUUAGCCAAAAAUCUAACCUCCUUAGACACCGGAGAGUUCACACUGGAGAGAGGCCUUAUGAAUGUAGUAAUUGUGGGAAAUCCUUUACCCGCAAAUCUGACCUCAUUCAACACCAGAGAAUUCAUACUGGCACAAGUCCUUAUGAAUGCCAUGAAUGUGGAAAAUCCUUUAGACAAUGGUCUGGCCUUGUUCAACACCGGAGAGUUCAUUCUGGGGAAAAGCCCUAUGAGUGCAGUGAAUGCAGGAAAUCGUUUAGAGGACGCUCUGGCCUUAUUCAACACCAGAGAGUUCAUUCUGGAGAAAAGCCUUAUGAGUGUGGGGUGUGUGGGAAGUCCUUUAAACAAAGCUCUAGCCUUUUCCGACACCAGAGAGUUCACACUGGAGAGAGACCUUAUGAGUGCAUUGAAUGUGGGAAAUCUUUUACCCAGAAAUCUUACGUCGUUGAACACCAGAGAGUUCAUACUGGCACAAGACCUUAUGAGUGCAGUGAAUGUGGGAAAUCAUAUAGGCAUCGCUCUGGCCUUAUUCAACACCAGAGAGUUCAUUCUGGAGAAAAGCCUUAUGAGUGUGGGGAAUGUGGGAAGUCCUUUAGACAAAGCUCUACCCUGAAUCAACAUCUGAGAGGUCAUACUGGUGAAAGGUAUUAUGAGUGCAGUGAAUGUUGGAAGCCCUUUACUUACAAAUCUGACCUCGCUGAACACCAGAGAUUUCACACUGGAAGAAAGGCCUUAUGAGUAUAGUGAAUGUGGCAAAUCUUUUAGCCAGAAAUCUAACUUCUUUAGACGUCAGUGAGUUCACAAUGGAGAGAGGCUGUGUGAGUGCAGUGAAUGUGGAAAAUCUUUUACCUGCAAUUAUGACCUUUUUAGAUAUGGGAGAGUUUGUACUGACACAAGACCUCAUGAGUGUGGGGAAUAUGGGAAAUCUUUUUGCUAAAGUGCUAGCCGUGUUCAACUCUAGAGAGUUCACACUGGAGAAAGGCUGUAUGAGUGCAUUCAGUGUGGGAAUUGCUUUACCCACAAAUCUGACCCCAUUAGUCACCAGAGAGUUCAAGCUGAAGAAAAGCCUUAAAUGUGCCGGGAAUGUUUUCUUUCUUCACUUCAUGUAGUAACAUUGGAGGGCACUCUGUGUGAGAGAUAUUUACCUGAAUGUAAACCUCUUUUAUCCAAACAUACACUAUGCAAGAUUUCUAAUGAGUUUCAGGAAUGGCUGAUAAAGUGUGAUUCCCCAGGAGGAAGAAAAGGAAAUGUCCUUGGAGGAUUAGCAGCCAUGGUUAGUCAUUGAUUCUCGGAAGGAUGAGCGUGUUAAACAGUGAAAUGAUCAACAAGCCAAAUCUAGAUUGUGGCAAAUUCUAAUGGACAAAUGGCUUAGCAACUUCAAGUGAAGAAUAAGAAUUAAAAAGUGGGAAGUGGUACCUAUAGGUUAAAAAACUUGUAAAACACACUUAAUUGCCUAAGGAUAAAUUUUGCAUCCAGAUUGCAAUCAACCUGCAUCAAAUAACAACUACACCUGACAGAAUUCAGCACUUAGAACAAUUUAUCAUAAGUUUGAUUUUAUGUGACAAAGCUAUUGGAGUUACAUAUGAGUCUUUACAUUUUAGUAACAUUCUGAAGGGAUUAUGUGUGAAAUCACACGAUGUCUGGGAUUAUAAAUAAGAUCAACCACUAAGUGCCUGAGGGUAGAUGACACAAGAAUGACCGUAAGUUGAUAAAUACCGACAGUAAUGACUAUCAGUCUUCACUUUUUAUAUACUUGAAAGUAGUCAUUGUAAAGGGUAGAGUGUGUCCUGUUAUGAGUCAUUUCAUAUUGUGAGAAGGAUAAAUUUAAAAGCGUGGGAGGAAACUUUUAGUAUUAAUAGUCUAAGCCUCUAAACAUUAAAAUGUGUAUUUUAAAUAUGAGCAGUUUGUCAGUUAUGUCUGAAUUAAACAGUUUAAAACAAA
Messenger RNA from Diceros bicornis minor, 3482 nucleotides. RefSeq names its product zinc finger protein 551-like. Gene Ontology annotation, biological process: regulation of transcription by RNA polymerase II. Lineage: Eukaryota; Metazoa; Chordata; Mammalia; Perissodactyla; Rhinocerotidae. Gene Ontology annotation, molecular function: RNA polymerase II cis-regulatory region sequence-specific DNA binding; DNA-binding transcription factor activity, RNA polymerase II-specific. The transcript is spliced from 3 exons. The record is from RefSeq and is a predicted model, not a curated record. Bases 129 to 2279 code for a protein of 716 amino acids.